Messenger RNA from Micromonas pusilla CCMP1545, 1671 nucleotides. RefSeq lists its product as uncharacterized. The coding region runs from base 1 to 1671 and encodes 556 amino acids. Gene Ontology annotation, cellular component: anaphase-promoting complex. Gene Ontology annotation, molecular function: protein binding. Gene Ontology annotation, biological process: protein ubiquitination; cell division; anaphase-promoting complex-dependent catabolic process. The transcript has 2 exons. Lineage: Eukaryota; Viridiplantae; Chlorophyta; Mamiellophyceae; Mamiellales; Mamiellaceae. The record is from RefSeq and is a predicted model, not a curated record.
AUGGAGCUCGAGACGCCGCGGUCGGGGGCGAAGAAACCAUCCUCCGACGCGACGCGCGCGGGCGCGGGCGGCGCGUCCGCGGGCGCGGAGUCGCGCUGGAGCGGCCGCGGCACGACCCCGGAGACCGCGGGCGACGAUUACAUCCUCGCGAAAGCGUACUUCGACCUCGGGGAGUACCGCCGCGCGUCGCAUCAGCUCAGCGAGAAUCGAUCCUCCCUCGGACGAUUCCUCAGGUACUACGCGCUGUUCCUCGCGGGGGAGAAGCGCAAGAACGAGGAAGCGCUCGAGGUCGGCGGCGUCGGCGGGACCGGCGCGAAGGACGUCGCGAACAAAGAGCUGGAUCCGAUCCUCUUCGACCUGCCGAUCAUCGUCGAGGACGACCACCCGGACUCCUCGGAGACGUGCGACGACCCGUUCCUGCAUUACCUCCACGGACUGUGCCUCAUCGAGAAGGAGCGCAAGGACGAGGCGAAGCAGGCGCUGUGCGCGUCCGUGCGCGGGUACCCGUGUAACUGGUCCGCGUGGGAGGCGCUCAUGCCGCUGUGCUCGACGUUGGACGAGGCCAACGCGUUGCCGCUGCCGACGCACUGGACGAAGAAGUGGUUCACCGCGGCGCUGCAGCUCGAGCUGCAGGAUAAUCGGAAAGGGUUGCAAGCGUACGCGCAGUUAGUCACGGAGAUACCCGCGUCCGCGAUCGGCGUCGUGCAGAUGGCGGUCGGCCACUACAACAUGCGAGAGUUCGACCGCGCGCAGAGCAUCUUCGAGGACGUGUACCGCGCGGACCCGUACCGUUUAGAGGGCAUGGACACGUACAGUAACAUUUUGUACGUCAAAGAAUCGAGCGCGAAGCUGAGCUACCUCGCGCACAGCGCGGUGCUGACGGACAAGUACCGCCCGGAGACGUGCUGCAUCGUCGGCAACUACUACUCCCUCAAGGCGCAGCACGAGAAAGCCGUCGUGUACUUCUCCAGAGCGCUUCGUCUGAACUGGCGGUACCUCAGCGCGUGGACGCUCAUGGGGCACGAGUACGUGGAGAUGAAGAAUCCAGCGGCCGCGAUCGACGCGUACAGGCACGCGGUCGACAUAAACCCGCGCGACUACCGAGCCUGGUACGGCCUCGGGCAGACGUACGAAAUUCUGCAGAUGCCGUAUUACGCGUUGUACUACUACCAACGCGCGACGCGGCUGCGACCGAAAGACCCGCGGAUGUGGUGCGCGAUGGGGCAGUGCUACGAGAGCGACCAGCUGCAGAUGACCGUCGCCGCGAUUCGGUGUUACCAGCGGGCGGUGACGUGGAACGAUAUGGAGGGGAUCGCGCUCGCGAAGCUCGCGAAGCUGCACCGCGACAGCGGAAACGCGAAAGCGGCGGCGCACUAUUACCGCCUGAAUCUCGUGCGUCUGGAGAACGAGGGCGCGGACACCGCGGAGAUGGUCGAAGCGCUGCUGUAUCUCGCGAACUUUUACAAAAAGCACGAGCGGUACCGCGACGCGGAGGCGUGCUGCAUGCGUUUACUGGACUUCGCCGGACCCGCGAAGCAAGACGCGAAGGCGCUCUUGCGGGAGAUUCAUAACCUUCAGAACGUCGCGGCGGCGGCGGCGGCGGCGGGCGGGGGAGCGGGAGGCGGCGCGGGGGAGAUCGAGGAAGCGGAUCCCCCGAUGGACACGUCGUGA